Chlorocebus sabaeus (green monkey) is the source of this 640-nucleotide messenger RNA. The record is from RefSeq and is a predicted model, not a curated record. Lineage: Eukaryota; Metazoa; Chordata; Mammalia; Primates; Cercopithecidae.
CUAGGAGGACGCGCGGACAAACGGACAGGCGCGAGGUGGAGGUGGGGACGAUGCGGCCAGGACCUCUGCUGGGCACGCAAACCUGGACCCGGACUGGAACACGGACCCGCACACACGCAGCCUGGAUAGGAGACACACGGACAGAGGGACAUAUGGAUACAGUCAGGCUCCACCCCACCAAGCCCCACACCAGCUUCUCUGGAGAAAGGCAGCUCUCACCAGGGCAGCCCCUGGAGGCUCCUACCCCCAGAGGAGAAAGUAGGUCUCACGGCAAGACAGCAGUCUCCAGGUGGAUAUGUGGGGGCCAGGACAGCUCUGUGGGAUCUCACCAACCCCACCAGCGCCCAGGUGCUGAGACCAAGGUGCUGAGAGGCUAGAAGAGAACUUCAGCCCUGCCUGACAGACAGGGUUCAGCCUCACUCCCACUCACCACUCACUCAGGCAAGUCGCCAAACAUCCCCAGCCUCAAGUUUCCUCAUCUGCAAAAUGGGACAAUAAUGACCUCCCUCCUAGAGUGGUUGGGAGGGUUAAACCGCAGGGCGCGUGGAGCACAGCUGGUACCGCACCAAGUACCAAAUAAACACACAUUUGCUGUGAACUUGCUGCUUCUGAAUAAUCCCAUUAAAAUAUUAAGAAUUUU